AUGGCUGCAUUAAGUCUUAAAGGACCUAGUUCAGGUUCAGAAUUCAAAAAUCCUGAACUGAAUUUAAAAGGCACCCAGCACAUCUUGCAAGCAGGGCAGACACUGUAUCUCAGAUGCAGGAGUGAAGCACCCCAUUCAUGGUUUUUUCCUAAAACUGUGAGAAAGGAAAACAAACACCUGACCGUAACUAAAUCUGCCUGUGGAAGGGACAAAAAACAAUUCUGCAGUACUUUGACCUUGAAUUCAGCUCAGGCAAACCACACUGGCUACUACAAAUGCAAAUAUCUGCUUGGCUCUACUUCACAACAGAAACGACCAGAAUCCGCGAUCUAUAUAUUUAUUAGUGAUACAAAUAGACCUUUUGUAGAGAUGCACGAUGAAAUACCUGCGAUUAUAUAUAUGACAGAAGGAAAGACACUCAUCAUCCCCUGCCGGGUUUCAUCACCUAACAUCAUUGUUACUCUUAAAAAGUUUCCAUUUGAUACUCUGGUCCCUGAUGGAAAAAGAAUAACUUGGGACAGUAGGAAGGGUUUCACAAUAGCCAAUGCAACAUACAGAGAAAUAGGGCUUCUGUCCUGUGAAACAACAAUCAACGAACAGUCGUAUGCUUCAAACUAUCUCACACAUCGGCAAACCAAUACAAUCAGAAGUGUCCAGAUGAGCCCAGCAAACCCAGUGAAACUACUCAGAGGUCGCACUCUUACUCUCAGAUGUACGGCCAGGACUGCUUUGAACACAAGAGUGCAGAUGACCUGGAAUUACCCUGGUAAAGGAACUGGGAGAGCUUUUAUAAGGCAACGAAUUGACAAAAGCCAACCCCAAACCAAUGUGUUCCACAGUGUUCUUAUUAUUAAAAAAAUACAGAGAAAUGACAAGGGACUUUAUGCUUGUCAGGUGAAGAGUGGACCAUCAAUAAAAUCUGUUAAUACCUCAGUGCAUGUAUAUGAAAAUCCAUUCAUCACUUUGAAACAUCGGAAAAGGCAUGUGUACGAGACUACAGCUGGCAAACAGUCCUACCAGCUCUCCAUGAGAGUGAAGGCCUUCCCUUCGCCAGAAGUUGUAUGGCUGAAAGAUGGGUUACCGGCAACAAAGAAAUCUGCUCGUUACUUGGCUCAUGGCUAUUCAUUAAUUAUCAAAGAUGUAACUGCAGAGGAUGCAGGGAAUUAUACGAUCCUGCUGGGCAUAAAGCAGUUAAAUGUGUUUAAAAACCUCACUGCCACUCUAACUGUAAAUGUGAAACCCCAAAUUUAUGAAAAGGCUGUGUCGUCAUUCCCAGAACCAACUCUCUACCCACUGGGCAGCAGGCAAGUCCUAACCUGUACCGUCUAUGGAAUCCCUCAACCUACAGUGCAGUGGUUCUGGCAUCCCUGUAACCAUAAUCAUUCCAGAGCAAGGUAUGACUUUUGUUCCAAUAAUGAAGAGUCCUUUCUCCUGGAUCCUGAUAGCAAUGUAGGCAACAGAAUCGAGAGCAUCACUCAACGCGUGGUAACAACAGAAGGAAAGAAUAAGACGGCAAGUACUUUGGUUGUGGCUGAUGCUAGAAUUUCUGGAAUCUACAGUUGCAUGGCUUCCAAUAAAAUAGGAACUGUGAAAAGAAACAUAACUUUUUAUGUUACAGAUGUGCCAAAUGGGUUUCAUGUUAGCUUGGAGAAAAUACCCACGGAAGGAGAGGACCUGAAACUGUCUUGCACAGUUAACAAAUUCUUAUACAGAGACAUCACUUGGAUUUUGCUGCGGACAGUUAAUAACAGAACAAUGCAUCACAGUAUCAGCAAGCAAAAAAUGGCCACCACUCACGAGUACUCCAUUACUCUUAACCUUAUCAUCAAGAACGUAUCCCUGGAAGAUUCGGGCACCUAUGCCUGCAGAGCCAGGAACGUAUACACAGGGGAAGAAAUCCUUCAGAAGACAGAAGUUAUAAUUAGAGAUCAGGAAGCGCCACACCUCCUGCAAAACCUCAGUGAUCACACCGUGGCCAUCAGCAGCUCUACUACUUUAGACUGUCAUGCUAGCGGUGUCCCAGAACCUCAGAUAACUUGGUUUAAAAACAACCACAAAAUACAACAAGAACCUGGAAUUAUUUUAGGACCAGGAAACAGCACUCUGUUUAUUGAAAGAGUCACAGAAGAGGAUGAAGGUGUCUAUCAGUGCAAAGCCACCAACCAGAAGGGGGCCGUGGAAAGUUCAGCAUACCUCACUGUGCAAGGAACCUCAGACAAGUCUAAUCUGGAGCUGAUCACUCUGACGUGCACUUGUGUGGCUGCGACCCUCUUCUGGCUCCUGUUAACUCUCUUUAUCCGAAAACUGAAAAGGUCUUCUUCAGAAAUAAAAACUGACUACCUAUCGAUUAUAAUGGACCCUGAUGAAGUUCCCCUGGAUGAGCAGUGUGACCGGCUCCCCUAUGAUGCCAGCAAAUGGGAGUUUGCCAGGGAGAGACUCAAACUGGGCAAAUCACUGGGAAGAGGAGCUUUUGGGAAAGUGGUUCAAGCAUCCGCAUUUGGCAUUAAGAAGUCACCCACUUGCCGGACUGUGGCUGUGAAAAUGCUGAAAGAGGGAGCUACAGCCAGUGAAUACAAAGCUUUGAUGACUGAGCUCAAGAUCUUGACCCACAUUGGACACCAUCUCAAUGUGGUUAAUCUGCUGGGAGCCUGCACCAAGCAAGGAGGGCCUCUGAUGGUGAUUGUUGAAUACUGCAAAUAUGGGAAUCUAUCCAACUACCUCAAGAGCAAACGUGACUUAUUCUUUCUCAAUAAGGAUGCAGCAUUACAAACAGAGCCUAAGAAAGAAAAACCUGAGCCAGGCCUGGAACAGGACGAGAAGCCCAGACUAGACAGUGUCACCAGCAGUGAGAGCUUUGCGAGCUCCGGGUUCCAGGAAGAUAAAAGUCUGAGUGAUGUGGAGGAAGAGGAGGGUCAUCCCCCUCCCCUAUGCUUGGAUCCAAUGGGCGAGAGGCCUGGAAAAACCUCUGCUGUUCCUUUUGAGACUCCAAUGGUCUUGCAGAUGAAUUCUGAUCCAUUUGUUGAUUCUGACGAUUUCUACAGGCAGCCCAUCACCAUGGAAGAUCUAAUUUCUUACAGUUUUCAAGUGGCCAGAGGCAUGGAGUUUUUGUCUUCCAGAAAGUGCAUUCACCGAGACCUGGCAGCACGAAACAUCCUUUUAUCUGAGAACAAUGUGGUGAAGAUUUGUGAUUUUGGUCUGGCCCGGGAUAUUUACAAGAACCCCGAUUAUGUGAGAAAAGGAGAUACUCGACUUCCUUUGAAAUGGAUGGCUCCUGAAUCCAUCUUUGACAAAAUCUACAGCACAAAGAGUGAUGUGUGGUCCUAUGGAGUGUUGCUGUGGGAAAUCUUCUCCCUAGGUGGGUCUCCGUACCCAGGAGUACAGAUGGACGAGGACUUCUGCAGUCGUCUGAAGGAAGGCAUGAGGAUGAAAGCCCCUGAGUAUGCAACCCCGGAAAUCUACCAGAUCAUGUUGGACUGCUGGCACAAAGAUCCAAAAGAAAGACCACGAUUUGUGGAACUUGUGGAAAAACUAGGCGAUUUGCUUCAAGCAAAUGUACAACAGGAUGGUAAAGACUAUAUCCCACUGAAUGCCAUACUGACAGGAAAUAGUGGGUUUACAUACUCAACUCCUGCCUUCUCUGAGGACUUUUUCAAGGAUGGUAUUUCAGCUCCAAAGUUUAAUUCAGGAAGCUCUGAUGAUGUCAGAUAUGUAAAUGCUUUCAAAUUCAUGAGCCUGGAAAGAAUCAAAACCUUUGAAGAACUUUCACCAAAUACCACCUCCAUGUUUGAUGAUUAUCAGUUGGACAGCAGCACUCUGUUGGCCUCCCCCUUGCUGAAGCGCUUCACCUGGACUGCGAGCAAACCCAAGUCCUCGCUAAAGAUUGACUUGCGCAUAGCCAGUAAAAGUAAAGAGUCGGGGCUUUCUGAUGCCAUCAGGCCCAGUUUCUGCUUUUCGAGCUGUGGCCACAUCAGAUCUGUGCAUGACAACUUGGAGCUGGGAAAGGAGGAUUCAUGCUGCUCUCCGCCCCCAGACUAUAACUCAGUGGUCUUAUACUCCACCCCACCUGCCUAAGGGUCAACACAAGCCUUAUUUCCAGAAGUACAUGUGUAUUUACAUCCCCAGAAAACUAGCUUUUGACAGUAUUAUGCAUAUAUGAGUUUACACCUUAAUCUUUGCAGGGAGCAGAGGCAGCUGCUUUUUGUGACUUAAUUUUAAUACUGCUUUUUUUUUUUUUUGACUAACAAGAAUGUAACCCCAGAUAAAUAGAGAAAUACUGACAAGUCAAGAACACUACUGCUCAAUUCUCAUAUUACUCACUGUAUUAAAAAAACCCUUUGCAAGCCCAAUGACUCACCUGCUCCAGCCCCAGAGGCCUCUGAGCACAUAGGUCAGGAGAACUCAAGAGAUCAGUUGGUCAUGUCCAGUAACCCUGAAACUGGGGCAACAAGGGAUCCCUUUAGCUCGAGGGAUCAUGUGCUCGCCUAGGCAGUGUUUCUGCAAUCCUCCGGCCAGCCCAACACAUCCAAGGCGGGAGAGCAAGAAAGGAGAGGGAAAACCAGAUGGCCAGAGAAACACUGAGAUGCCUUAUGUGGGUUGGGCUGGGGGAGGGC
Molecule: messenger RNA, 4610 nt
Organism: Fukomys damarensis (Damara mole-rat)
Lineage: Eukaryota; Metazoa; Chordata; Mammalia; Rodentia; Bathyergidae
Gene: Flt1
Product: fms related receptor tyrosine kinase 1
Exons: 31
Coding region: 1-4071 (1356 amino acids)
Biological process (GO): positive regulation of angiogenesis; vascular endothelial growth factor receptor signaling pathway; cell migration
Cellular component (GO): plasma membrane; signaling receptor complex
Molecular function (GO): ATP binding; vascular endothelial growth factor receptor activity
Source: RefSeq, a predicted model, not a curated record